Molecule: messenger RNA, 1989 nt
Organism: Heterostelium album PN500
Lineage: Eukaryota; Evosea; Eumycetozoa; Acytosteliales; Acytosteliaceae
Product: peroxiredoxin-like family protein
Exons: 3
Coding region: 1-1989 (662 amino acids)
Source: RefSeq, a predicted model, not a curated record
AUGAUACAGAGUCUCAGGCUAAAGGUAGCUGCCGCCGCCAAGAAGAAUAAAGAAGAGGAGAAGUCCACUGAGAAGAAGCUAUCGAAAGAAUCACCGCCUACAACAUCGUCCUCACCACCAUCCAGUUCUCCAGCAACAAUAGCAGCAACAGCCACUUCUUCUUCUUCUUCUUCUUCUUCUUCCAAUUCCUCUUCGUCUUCUUCUAAUUCCUCUUCAUCACCAUCAUCAUCAUCAUCAUCAUCAUCAACAACAACUACUACAGGUAAUAACAAAAUCAAUAGUCAUUUAAAUAAUAAUAAAUCAACGGCAUUGAUAGCUUCCGACGAUCAACUAAGUGAAUCACCUACGAUUCCAUUGAAUUUCGCAUUGGCUGGAAUCAAUGUGGAAGACAUCAAUGGAACAAUGCUACCGUUUACAAGUCUGUGGAAUAACAAGCGUUGUGUAAUUGCAGUACUCAGAAGAUUUGGAUGUCUAGUGUGUAGACUGCAGUGUAUGGAUCUAUCUUCACUCAAGCCAAAACUAGAUAGAAUGGGAAUUGCAUUGAUAGCAAUUGGUUUCGAAAGAGUUGGAUUAGAGGAUUUUAUAGCUGGUGGAUUUUUUAAUGGUGAAAUAUAUAUAGAUAGAUCGAGAUCAGUUUAUAGAGCUUUGAGCUUAAAGAGAAUGGGUUUCUGGGAUACAACCAUUGGUUUAAUGGAUCCAAGACUAUCGGUAUAUAGAAAAGAAGCAAAAGAAAAAGGUUUACCUUCAAAUUUUAGAGGUGAUGGAUUACAAUUAGGUGCAACAUUAGUUGUUGGACCAAAACCACAGGGUGCUCAUUAUGAUUUUAGACAAAAGAAUUUUCUGGAUGUUUUCGAUCUCAAUAAGAUAUUGAAAGCAUGUAAACAACCGUAUCCAAAGAUUCAGACAAUAGAGAAAUUGAAUCAUAUCGAAAAUCAAAUGAGCAAACUACUGGUUUCUCUACCUUCGCCAGUCAGAGUCGACGCACCCGCUCUCCAAUUCACCAUACCAAAAGAAACCAAAGUUAAAAUCGAAUCCAAUCCAGAGACAUAUAAUCCGUUCCAUGUAAAUAGCAAUAAAAUACCAACUCCAAAUCAAUCACCACCACUCUAUGGAAAUAAUAUUCACCAUUAUAAUAAUAAUAAUAAUAAUCAUAAUAAUAAUAGAACCAUUUCAAUUAAUAAUAUAAAUAUAAAUAAUAACGAAUCAUCUGUAAAUAAUAAUCAUAUUUAUAAUCAUGAAAAUGGUAAUCAUAAUUAUAAUCAUAAUCAUAAUAAUAUUAGUCAACCACAAACACCAUUAUCUCCAUCAUCUCCACAACAACAACAACAACAAACUUUUUCAAAUAAUAAUUCACCAACACUCAAAGGCAUCUAUUCACCAAAUACCUCACCAUUGGUAAAAUCACUGUCGUCCGGUAAUAUGCUGAUAGCGCAUUCAUCAUCAAAGACAACGACAACACCACCUACAACACCGCCUUUAGUUUCCGCCUCGAAUAUAAACAACAAUAGCAGCAACAAAUCACCAAUUACUCUCUCCCCAUCGUCCUCUUCAACGUCACUCGUCAAUUCAUCUUCAUCGAUUUCCACAUCCAACUCGACAUCUACCUCUACAUCAUCAUCCUCAGUGAAAUCACCAUUGAGUAGUCCAUCAUCCAAGACAGAACCAUCACCAAAGAAAUAUAUUUACAACUACACACCAAAGACAACGACCUUUGAAUUCAAAUACGACGUAUCAUCGUUGGAAAUGGUAAAUGUCAGUACAUUCAUUGCGAAACUCCAGAACAAUAUCGACAACUCCAAUCAUAACAACUCCAACAAUAUCAACAAUAACAAUGGUCACGAGGCCACCAAGACAAUCGUAUUUCAAAAGUCAUCAACUGCGCCCUCUGCCAUUUCCUCCAGCGGCAAAAUCUCAACACUCACCAGAAAGUUUGGAGGUAAAAUUGCAACCAAUCACAAUAAUAAUCAUGUUGUUUAUUAUCCCUAUUAA